UUCAAAACUGUCACAAGUUGUCAUCUACACGUCCAGUCUUCUGUCAUAAAUUUAACAUAAAUGUUCGAUAUAAUCUAUUAAGUGCAUCUAAAUGGUCGAUCUGGAACGAUUCGUGUCUCCAUCAAUCCAAAGCGUAAGCCAUGCUGAAGGGGUUGGUGCCGGUUGUGUUGUGUGCUUUGUGUGAAGUCACCGCGAGAUAUGCAUUCUUCCGCUCGAUAGGACGCGACGCCUCUGCACGUCGCAUCUUUGGCGGCACGGAGGCCCCGGCGGGCGCGUACCCGGGCGCCUGCGCGCUGCUGGACUCGUCGCCGGCGCCGCGCUGCUCCUGCGCCGUGCUGGCGCCGCGCUGGGCACUCACGGCGGCGCACUGCGUGAAGCCCGAGAUCGCCUACGUGCAGUUUAAUGGAGCAUAUCGCUCCGACUCCAAUCUCGCGACUGUAAAGCUCAUGUACGCACAUCCCGCGUUCGAGGCCGUGGUUCGGGACAUGGGCGAGGGCCCGGACGUGGUGACGCUGCAGCACGACCUGGGCCUGGUGCGCACGCGCGGCAACAUGGUGCUCUCCUCCUACUCGUACUUCCCCGUGCCCCGCGCCCCGCGCGCCAACGGGGACAUCGUGGGCGCCAUGAUGCUGUACAAUGUCGAGGAUCUGCUAAAUAAGGAUGUUGAUAUUCUGGGCUACGGUAUGACGGAGGCGAAACCGGCGGGCGAGCGACUGCGAGAGGUGCGGCUGAAGAUGGCCGCGUGCGGGCGCGAGGGCUGGCGACACUGCGCCUGCGCGGUCGGCGCGGUUAGCGGCGUGUGCUCCGGCGACUCGGGCGGGCCCGUGCUCUACAACGGCACGCAGAUCGGCGUGAUGUCGAUGGGCCCGGUGGAGUGCGGCGCGCCGUCGCCGCUCGGCGGGCAGGGCUCGGCGGCGGCCGUCUCCGUAUUCACGAUGCUCCGGCCUUACGCCCAGCUCAUCAACUCCACCAUCUACGACGUGGAUACAGCGAUUCGCAUGCGCGAAGUGGCGCGCUCGGCGGCCAGGAGACGCACCGGCGUGGAAGUGGUGUGUGCGGCGUCGCUGCUGCUAUGCAGGAGCUUAUAACCGCCAGCCCCCGACUCUCCACUAACUCACGCAGUCUCCAGUCAUCCUGUCCUGAUGUCUCCUAACCUGACGUCUCCUGUCCU
Messenger RNA from Cydia strobilella, 1171 nucleotides. Its product is annotated as chymotrypsin-1-like. Bases 141 to 1088 code for a protein of 315 amino acids. Lineage: Eukaryota; Metazoa; Arthropoda; Insecta; Lepidoptera; Tortricidae. The transcript is spliced from 6 exons. Gene Ontology annotation, molecular function: serine-type endopeptidase activity. The record is from RefSeq and is a predicted model, not a curated record. Gene Ontology annotation, biological process: proteolysis.